AGUCGAGGCAAACACCGGCUGGAUCUCUGGACAGGCGAUGCACGACACACACACACACACCGACACACACCGAGACAACCUGCGGGGUGGACAUAAUCCGGGGGACCUCCACACAUCAAGUCCUAUUCACCCGACCAGUGCAUUAUACCUGUGUGUUUUGGAGCCGGUAUUUGUCAGAACCACCAAGUGACAGAUCCACGGACGGUGUCGCUGCAGGUUUCAGGACAAUGACUCUGGAGGAUGAGCUGACGAAAGCCGCAGCGACCGGGAACACGGCAACUGUGGAGGAUCUGCUGCGGGCAGGAGCGCAGGUUAACGGGGUGAACAGCUUGGGACACACCGCUCUGCAGGUGAUGAUGAUGGGCAGCUCCUCGGUGGCUCAGCUGCUGCUGCGGCACGGAGCGGACCCGGCGGUGAGGGACCGGAGCACCGGGAGCUCACCGCUGCACGACGCGGCCCGGACCGGGUUUGUGGACACGGUGCGGCUGCUGGUGAAGAACCGGGCUGACCCGCAGGCCCGGGACAAUAAAGACAACCGACCCGUCGACCUGGCCCGGCAGCACGGACACACGGAGGUGGAGGGUUAUCUACAGUCUCUACCGGACACCGAGUGACGCUGGACGUUAAUGAAGGGAUACCGGGGCCUGGAGGGCCUUCUGUCUGAAACAUAUAGGAUGUUUUGCUGUAAAACGUUUUUUUUGUAUUUAUUUAUCGGAUGUUUUGUAGGUAUUGUAUUUUUAACGAAAUCUUUGUCAAUAUGGGGCUGUCAUGACAAAUCAGUAAAAUAUGGUUAUUGGCCAUAAUAUCUAAUAAUAGCUACACAAAUUGGUUCAGAUUUAUUCUGCGUUGUAUAAUAGAAAUAUUCCGAAUAUAUAACUGUAUAAGGUGAACAGUCUUCCUAUAAUAUUCGUUCAUGACAUUGUAUUUUUAAAUUAAGAUUAGUGUUGAUUUUCGUCUAAAACGAUAUGAGAUCAUUUGAAUAUAUGUCGACUAUUUAACCAAAGCCAUUCAAAAUGUUUUGCACACCCAACAUUAGUGUAACUAAAGCACUAUUAUGUUUGUUCUGCAGACUCGGAGUGUCACUUCCUGUUUUUACAAAUGAUAUGCAGACCUCGCAUUGUAUGCACUUUAAUAAAAUGUAAUUUUAAGUGUGUUAAUGGUGCAGAUUAGAAGCAGCACUAAUAUGGUAAUGUCUCUUGUCUAAAGGAUGGAUUACAACAACAACAAAAGGUACAAAAUAAUAAAUAACCACAAAAAAGCGAUUAUUAUAUUUUUAUUAUUCAGUUUCAAAUUGUUUGAAAGUUCCACAUUAGCUAGCUGACUUUCCUUAGAUUUUAUUCUUCUUAACAUAGUUUUAGGAAUAUUGUCAGAGGGAUCAUAGCGAAGGCUUUUCCUGACACUGCUUGGUAAAUAUUAGGCUCAUGAUUGUUUGUCCUCAGGUGAUCUCACAGUUUAACUUGCUAAAAACAUCACAGAUGGGAGUUCAUUAAUGUAUCUUUAAUGGAAAGUUUAAGGCGAUUUUUUUAAUUCAGACGUGAUGAUUACCAGAAGAUAGUCAACUUAAAGCACCUUGGACUUCUGUAAUAACGUCUACAAUGAUUUCCUAAUAAAAUAUAGUUGCCCACCCAAU
Molecule: messenger RNA, 1630 nt
Organism: Trematomus bernacchii (emerald rockcod)
Lineage: Eukaryota; Metazoa; Chordata; Actinopteri; Perciformes; Nototheniidae
Gene: cdkn2
Product: cyclin-dependent kinase inhibitor 2A/B (p15, inhibits CDK4)
Exons: 2
Coding region: 228-614 (128 amino acids)
Biological process (GO): negative regulation of cell population proliferation; regulation of cyclin-dependent protein serine/threonine kinase activity
Cellular component (GO): nucleus
Molecular function (GO): protein kinase binding; cyclin-dependent protein serine/threonine kinase inhibitor activity
Source: RefSeq, a predicted model, not a curated record